This is a messenger RNA of Paramecium octaurelia, 701 nucleotides long. Lineage: Eukaryota; Ciliophora; Oligohymenophorea; Peniculida; Parameciidae. The record is from the annotation of a GenBank genome assembly.
AAUAAACCUAAUCUCUACUCUCAACCUCUUCCACAUAUGUAAUCUAACGAAAUUCUUCCAGUCUAAUCAAGUAUUACAUUUGUCAGCUUUAGAUUUUCUAUAAACUCAUUGCCUGUUACCUUAAAUAUAGCACAUUGAAUUGUCUUUUGAGGAUGUCCACGAUCAACUCUAAAUAAGUAAGUUAUAACACUAAUUACGUAGUCGAGAGUGUGGAAACAUUCAAUUUUAAUGAAAUGGAUGCUGAGGAUGAUUAUUAUAAUCCAAUUUAAAAAUUACCCUUGAAGAAGCCAAGAAAGCGAAGAAGAAGACAAGCAUUCCACGAUAAGAGAAGAAAAAGAUCCAUCCAAAAGAAAUCUGUAACAAAUUUUAAUUAACUAUAUUUAGAAUAGGAAACCUCAACCUAUUCCAUUUAAUUAUUAAGAGGAUAGACAAAUUCUUCUCUAAGUCUUAGAAGUGGGGCCCAAAUUCUAUAAAAUCGCCAAAGGCUUUCAAGGGAGAACUUUGAGCAUGGUCAAGAACAGAUAUUAUAAGACCUUGCGCUUUCAAUGGGAUGUCAUUUUGGGACAGUAUCACAUCAUAAUAUGAUUUAUAGGGAAUAUGGAUAUAUGAACGCCUAGGUGAAUGACAUCUAAAAUUAACAAGGUCUUGAAUAUUUAGAAGAAGAUUAUGAUCAUAAUAUCUAUUCAUAAUUUUUAUUUUGA